Hymenoscyphus albidus is the source of this 1027-nucleotide messenger RNA. The record is from the annotation of a GenBank genome assembly. Lineage: Eukaryota; Fungi; Ascomycota; Leotiomycetes; Helotiales; Helotiaceae.
GCGCGUUUUACUCCUUGACCCAGAUUCCCGAUUCCCGCUUCCCGCUUCCCCUACUCCACCUCUUAACUUUAGCAUUUGUCUAAAUACGCCUCCUGCAUUAUCCGCACAGAAUUCUAUUCCGGCAGGGGCUAUAAUUCUACGAUAUCACAUGACAUUUUCUCGUGUCAAGGGCGGGGUCCGACAGCCUUGCCCCACCAACUUUCACUUCCCGCGGGGCUCUUCUGCAACACCACAACCUCAAUUCCUACUGCGUCCCUCUGCCAUCACAACACACUCCAAGAUCAAUCUGCAAUCAAUUCCCUUGCGUUAUGCAACCCUCCGCUACAUCCCAAAACCCCACAAAGGCACGUGGGAAGCUCAACCUAAACCAAUCUUCGACCUUGUCCGUAAGCGUUUGAGUAUUCAAUUCUCUGCUAUCGACUAUCGAAACCGACCUUCAAUGGUUACGUCCCUUACUACCAAUCCUUCACGAAGCUUGCGCAUCGAGACUUUGGCACCAUGGCAGGAAUUAGGGGUCCGCUCGCUCCUGAUGUGCUAGGUUAUCGCUUUAGUACCAAUGGAGAGCCUACUUUCCAUGCGGUAAGUCUUGCUUUUCCGCUUUCCUGAUGUGUGAAAUACUUACAAAGUAUAGUCCGACAGCCAUGACCUACUCAUCCUCUGUGACACCAUCUGCCGUCAUGCAAGUGAUGUAUGUGGUUUUACGAUGACACACUAAGGCAUUAAACGCAACCUGUUCAAGGAUUACGAGUUUCCCGUCUUCUUACUAGAAGCUCACAACAAGCGGGCGCAGUCACUCAUCGACCGAUUCAAACGUGCGAUUUCUAUCUGCGAAGCUACCUCAGGCUGGGAUCCAUUGGGAGUCAAGGAGGUCGAUCCAGGAACCGGGGAAAGUCGGUCAGUUGCGCUCUGCCAAAUAAAGCAGGAGAACUUUUCUUCACAAUUUUGUGAAGAGUUGAGGGAUAGCUUGGAGAAUGGAGUCGUUGAGGUUGUUAGGUCUGGUUUGGUUGCGGAAGAAGAGUACCAGUGA